Molecule: messenger RNA, 1695 nt
Organism: Closterium sp. NIES-67
Lineage: Eukaryota; Viridiplantae; Streptophyta; Zygnematophyceae; Desmidiales; Closteriaceae
Source: the annotation of a GenBank genome assembly
GAAAACAAACCGCGAGCGACGCACAUCGAUCUUGGUGCAUCGAGUUUAGUGCAUGUAGAGGUUUGUGCAUUGAGCUUAGCUGAGAUAAAAAACCGUGGACGCGCUGCGUGCUUGAGAUAGCAUUUUCCAGUUGUUUGGGAAAAAUUGCAGCCAUUUUUCUUCUCUUCACAGGGAGCUUCUGAACCCCUAAGGUCUAGUUGUGGACCAUCGACAUCCAGAGCUUGAUAGGCAGAUGAUUGCUGCUGGACGGUUGCUUUCCUGUCUUCGCUAAGUCUGCCCGAAGUCGUAAAGGUCAGCUAGCGAUAGUGGCAUUUGACUAACCAGGUGCAAGGCUAUUCAAAAGCUCAUCGAUAUUUCGUCGAGCAAGGCGUCUCUGCCUCAUCCAUUGUCACCAACCAGAGCAAGUCGGGCUUGCCUUUCGUUCGAAGUUCAAGUUCCAAAGUCCGCCAUGGCUGCCGGUAUGUACAUGGAUACGCGGCUGCAGCAGCAGUUCUGGGGCAACCCCUACUGGCAAUCCGACCUCUACGAGCCGCCUCCGCCCACCCCCAACCCGCAUCCCCCCAUCGGCCGCCUUGCGCGGCCGGGGCUCCUCGUCAUUCCGCCCAUCGUUCCCGCUCCGCUCACCCCCACCCCGGUUGUGCUCAUGCGCGAGAUCGAGCGCUACAAUAAGAAGCGGAACGCGGAGAGGGCGGAACGUCUAGCGGCGGCGCAACCCGCCGAUCGCCCCGCGGGCCCCCCCGUGCGUCCGCGAAGGCGGAGGAUCUGGGACGAUAUGUUCUUCGACGACCUUCCCCGACGCCCCCUCCGCGCCGCGCGUCUGCUCCCGCGCCCGUCGCACGCGUUACUCCGUCGCAGCCGCUUAACGAACUCACUGCUCCCGCUCCCAGUAUCGCGGCUCCCGCGCCUGUCAGUCGCGUCGCUCCGUUGCAGCCGCUUAAAGAGCUCAACGGCGUGAUUUCUGAUUCGACUAAAAAAGCGCCACUGCCGCUGCCACUGGCAGCAUCGAACGUGAACGUUUCCGUGGAAGGCUCGGCGAAAGUUUCGGCGAAAGCCUCCAAGCUGCUACCGGUGUCUGCGAAACAGCUCUCGUUCCGGACGUGGCUCGGCGACGACGAGAAUGCGACGACGACGGCGACAGCUGUACGACCGAGCUGCGUCUGCGAAACAGCGUUGCAGCAGUCGUCUGAUGCGAGUCGCUUGGCGGAGCUUCGCAUCGACAUACCUUCGCUUGGCGCCGCCGCUGCUAUUGGUGCUGCUGUUCCAACCGGGUCAUCUUGCGCCGAGUUAGGACACGCCACGGCGGGUCACGCGUCGCUCCAGGUCGGUUCAGUUGCCAUCGCUAUAGCCUGAUCCGUUAACUCGCGCGUCGAACUCUAGUUUUGCCCCUAGCCUCGGUGUCGAACUUCCUUGUGACCGGGCUUCUGUGACUCGGCCUUUUUUCUGGUGUUCGCUUUGCACGCGCGAGGUGGUUCUUGAUGCGCCUCUUGGCGAGGCUUAUACUGCGGAUAAGCCCCUUCCAGGGCGCCUCAAGCACCACCUCGUUUGCUCCUUAUCUUUCUGACAUGAAUAGAACUAGAAACAGCCUUCCUCUAGCGAUACGCAGGCACGCGAGCUCCAACAUUAGCUUGAGCUUCCUCUUUGUCCCUUUACACUUCAAAGAGAGUUGAAUCUGAUGUAUGUUCCUUAUUAAUACGA